AUCGAUGAUCAGAACCUCACCUUCAAAGACUUCUGUCAGGCUUGUCCACACAUCAUUGACACAAUGCAAGAGGCUGCGUGGCCUGCAGACCGUAUAAAGAUGAUGGCCCUGUUUUGGAGAAAUUUACAGGUUCACAACUUUCGUUCAAUGCAGGACCCCCAAGCACAGAAAGCAUUGCUCAUCUACCAGGCAGAGCAGAGGAAACGAUGGCACAUCGCCGUCAAAUCUGCGGGAGGC
Molecule: messenger RNA, 237 nt
Organism: Suillus paluster
Lineage: Eukaryota; Fungi; Basidiomycota; Agaricomycetes; Boletales; Suillaceae
Exons: 1
Source: RefSeq, a predicted model, not a curated record